Messenger RNA from Alosa sapidissima (American shad), 4169 nucleotides. RefSeq names its product transmembrane protein 132D. Bases 391 to 3933 code for a protein of 1180 amino acids. The record is from RefSeq and is a predicted model, not a curated record. Lineage: Eukaryota; Metazoa; Chordata; Actinopteri; Clupeiformes; Clupeidae. The transcript has 9 exons.
ACCUUUUUUGAACAAGAUCAAACACCAUCGAAGCGCACUUGUGGAUAUCUGGAACUUCUUUCCAACUUUCCAUAGGAUAUGUAGCUAUAAUUUACAAGAAAUAAACACUGCACAUUUGGAACUGAGGAGAGAUUAACUUCUCUUCGUAACAUUUUUUUUUUUUUUGCUACGGAAAUUUAUGCCGUGCUGUAGCUGUUCACCUACCACUAAGUUCAUUCAAAAUAUAAAGCCCGUCAUUAACAUCGGUGCUCUCAUCACAGCUGUUUGUAGAAAGUUCCGCGCUCCGUGUUUACUCUCCUGGGUGAAUGUCUUUCGCGCUCCAACGCUCUUCAAAAUGAUCUAAAAGCUCAUCAGUACAUCAGGUGUCUCGUGAGUGCAUUUCCUUUCUGGAUGCGUAAAGUUGUCAAGAUGGCCGUGUUUUCUUGUUGGAUGUUGUUGCUGACUCUCACGGCGCUGGCUUUCCCAACAUGCACGCAAGGCAUGAAAGUGGAGGAGCUGUCAGAUGACCCGAGGACCUUUCUCCUGCUCCCUGUCUACCCGUCGGUCAAGUACCAGAUCCUCAACGCCGAGCCGCUCUUCUUGAGAGAUGCCGGACGUGACUUGAUAGGCAACGCCAGCCUGUUGGCCCAGCGGCAGGUCUUCAUGCUCAGUAACAUCAGCAGCAGUCAGCAGCAGCCACCACCGUCCAUCAACGCCAGCUAUGGGCAAAUGUCUGUGGAGAGGGCUAUCCCCCAGGAGCUCCUUCAAACGGGACCCAGGAUUCGGGCCUUUAUCAUGGCCAGACAAGUCCGCUCCUCUGCACCUAUCAUGAGGGUGCUGUUCCACUCUGCCCGGAGCGAUCGCAACGACCCCCAGAACGAUAGCGCGGGCGAGUCGGGUCCCCGCGUAGGGAAGAGUGGGUUCAUUUGCGUGAUGACCUACGCCUUCUGGGAGACGAGGGAGGUGCGGGGAGCCUGCUCCCUGCCCGCCGAGGGAGGUUCCUGCCUGGCCCGCCUCAAGCCCGAGCCGACCUGGUUCGGCCUGGGCAGCGGCAGGUCCAGCCGGGAGAACCGGGGCGAGGGUCAGGCGAACACGGUGGAGCUCUACUACCAGACCCGGCCCAGCCCCACCAGCCAGUGCUCGCCCCAGGAUGGUCAGACGCGCCGUGGGCAGCCCACGGGCCUGGCCACGGCGCUCAGGUACGGCGUGAGCGGGACGCGGAUGAAGAGGAUCGGCAGCCUCAAGCUCCUGCGCUCGCCCCCGGGGAACCCCACCUUUAUGAGGGUGAGGCUGGGAGGCACGGUGGUCAUCCAGACCUCGUCCAAGCCCGUCAAGACCACGGACACGGCCACCUUCUACGUCUUCCUGCCCAGUGCCUCACCUGUAGAGCGCUUCAUUCUCAGGACCACUGUGAAGAAAGGUCUGUCCUUCAGUGUGGCGCGCCCUAGUGACCCCGGUCUGUGGGACAUCGCUCUGGAGCCCAGCAAGGCGGAAGACGAGCCGCAGACCCUCUAUGUGGUGUGCCAGAAAAAGAGUACCCUGUCUGGGAAAAGGGGACUACUGGAGGUGCUGCAGCUGGAUUUUGAGGCUGAAGAGUUCAGUGACCAAUUGGAGGGCCAGCUGAUCACAUGGCGUCUGGAGUUGCCUGGCAACAUAAAGGAUGAAGGAAGCAUGACAAUUUACACCACGCAAAAGGACUUCAUUGGCCUGGCUCCACUCAUUAUGGACACGGAGCUCCUGAACACGGCCGUCUUGACGGGGAAGAGGGUGUCCAUUCCUGUGGCCCUCCUGGCAGUGGAGGCAGACGGCUCCGUCACGGACAUCACCAACUCCACCAGCUGCCAGUCCGCUGACACAGACAUCCUCAAGGUGUCCGAGAGAUGUGAUUUCGUCUACAUGGACGGGAAGGAGACGGGCGGGCGCGUCCAGAUGCUGGUCAACUUCACCUACAGCUACCUGAGCGCCCAGCUGGAGGUGAGCGUGUGGAUGCCUCGCCUGCCGCUGCACAUCGAGCUGUCCGACUCCGAGCUCAGCCAGAUCAAGGGCUGGAGGGUGCCUGUCUCAGCAGUCAGCCAGAGGAGAUCCGACAGCGAGGAAGAGGAGGACCGCAAGGGCCGCGGCUGCAUGCUGCAGUACCAGCACGCGCGCAUCCGCGUGCUCACGCCCUUCCUGGCCGAUGGCGAUGACCCCACAUCUGGGUCAGUGGUUAACCCUCCGGCCUACUUCUUGGGGCCGGACUGGCAGGUGGAUGUGACACGGCUGGUCCAGGGCUCUAUGCGUGUGGCCGACGCUUCAGUGGCACGGCUGCAGGCAGACACUGUGCUGGCCGGGAGAUCUGUGGGAGUGACCACUGUACAGGUGAUGUCUCCCCUGUCGGACUCGGUGCUGGCCGAGAGGAUGGUGCGGGUCCUGGACGAUAAAGUGUCCAUCACAGAGCUGGGGGUGCAGCUGGUCUCUGGCCUCUCCCUCAACCUGCAGCUCAGCCCCGGGAGCAACAGGGCCAUCGUUGCCACGGCUACCACACAGGAACUCAUGCAGAGCCCCAAACAGGAAGCGCUCAUCAGCCCCUGGGUGCAAUUCAGCGACGGCUCCUUGACCUCCCUCGACCUCUUCGACCCGAGCGGCUACACCCUGAGCGCGAGUUCGCUAGACGAGAGUGUGGCGACCGUGCGACAGGGCCCGCACCCACAGCUUUCGGCCGUGGCGGAGGGCGACGGCCAGGGGUCACUGCUGCGGGUCGAGCUGGGCAUCUGCGAGGCGUGCCAGAAGUCCAAGCGUAAGAGCAAGCUGGCGGUGGGCAGCGGCGCCGUGCGGGUCAAGCUCCUGCCACCGGACGAGGAGGGGGGCACCGAGGCCACGGGAAAGACGGGGAGCGGAACGGGUAGAGUGGCGGCUGGAGAGCCUGGCGGCGAUGCCAAGCUGCCCGAGCGAGAGGUCAAGCAGGCGCUCACCUCCCCAAGGGCCGUGCCUCUGGACGUCUACACCCAGGCCGUGCUACGCGAUUCCAGGGUCAGAGAGCUGAGCACCACCUCCACCCUCCAGGAGGCCAUGGGUGAAGUGGCCAUCUCCACCGCGCAGACCAUCGGCUCCACCACCACGGUGUCCAUGCAGGGGCAAGGCAGUGGGGUCAGGAAAGAGAUGGGCAACCUGCUGAUGAACUCCAUCUCUCACUUCGGUCCCGAGGGACCGUCUCAGCGGGACAUGUUCAGGAAGAAGGUGGCCGAGGUGCCCAAGGAGGAGGAGGGGGGGACGCCCACCGAGGAGCCCCCAGCGGUGGAGAGCAGUGACCUGAUCCGUGCGUUCGGCGUGGCCUUCAGUGACCUGGAGAUCUGCAUCUACGCGCUGGUGGGCGUCUCCUGCCUGGCCAUCCUGGGCUUCCUGCUCAACUGCGCCACCUACGGGCUGCGCUCGCACGGCAAGAAGACGCCCGUGCAGACGCAGGACCCGCGCGAGCACCGCCACCACUGGGUCCGGCUGAGCACGUCCUCGGACCCAGGCAGGCUUCCCGCGCCGCCGCCUCCCGCAGCCGCCACCGUCGCCAGGCAGGCCUGCCAGGGCCACCCUCACCCGGAGCCGCCUCAACACCACCACCACCACCACCACCAGCCCAUGGAGGCGCCCCCCGGCAACAGCAUGCCGCCGCCCCCCGAGCGGACCGCCACCCUGGGCCGCCGGAGCAGCACGCAGCCCUGCUGGACGGACUCCGUGACCAGCCGCUCGGCCACGCUGCUGGCCAAGCCGGUGCGCACCGAGCCCCUGCACUCGCCCACCAGCAAGAGGAACCAGGUCCAGUUCACCACCUUCACCACGCUGGACAUCAAACACCUGGCGGCGCUCAAGAGGAACGGCAUGGAGGUCAGCUGGGCCGCGCCCGUGGCCAACUACGACGAGCCGAAAGGGGGGCCCCUCCCUGACAUCCCGUACCCCACCGCCAAACCACACAUCCAGGGAUAGAGGAUAUUUAAGGGCUUUGUGUGUGUGUGUGUGUGUGUGUGUGAUUAAAGACUAUGGAGACGCUGAUCACUAUCUCUGUUGAGUGUAAUUGUUUUCUUAAUGUUUUAUGUGGGAGCCUACACAUUGAAACUUUCUGUAUUUGAUAGUAUUACAAAAGUCUUCAGAAUACCUCAAGGGUCCCUGUGUGUGUGUGUGUGUGUGUGUGUGUGUGUGUGUGUGCGUGCGUGCGUGCGUGC